AUGAUACAAAGAAAACGAGCUCUUCAACAAAAUGCCAUAUUUUUAAAACAAAAUCCUGAUGAAUCGCAUCUUACAAUAGAUGAGUUACGUGAAAUGGCUUGUAGUGACAAAUCAUCUUCUUUCAUGUCUAAACUUUCUAGAUAUGUAGCAAAUAUCACUGGGAGCUCAGCAUAUUGGUAUAAAAUAAGAGAAGAUUUAAAAGCAAUCAUUUUAGCAAAAGGUGCCCCAACAAUUUUUUUUACAUUUUCUUCUGCGGAUCUUCAUUGGCCUGAGUUACAUUCCCUUUUUUCUUCAAAUGUCGAUAGCUUGAGUGUGGAAGAUAGGCGAAAAAAUGUUAUUGACAAUCCUCACCUAGUUGAUUGUUUUUUUACCAAACGGUUUGAAUCAUUUCUAAAGCACUGGCUAUAUGAUACAAUGAAUGCUGAGUGGCAUUGGUACCGAUAUGAAUUUCAAGCUCGAGGUAGUAUCCAUUGCCACGGCACUGCAAAAUUAAAAUCUGAUCCAGGUCUUUGUAGACUCACAGAAAGAGCUCUUAAAGGUUUCAUAGCUGAGAAACAGAAAAAAUGUCCAGAUACAUGUAACAUUCCUGUUUCAGUAGAAAUUGAUGAAGGACAAAAAGCUGCAAAGGUUAUUUGCAAUUAUGUAGACACACUAAUCAAUACGUGGAAUCCAUUUCCACCUGAGUCUGAACUUUGGACAAAACUACUGGUUCAUCCUUGUGCAAAAAAACACAAAAAUAUUCCAGACUCUGAACGGAAUAAUGAUUAUUCAGAUCUAGUAAACACUGUUCAACGCCAUACCCAUUGUAGCACAAAAUAUUGUCUAAGACAUGAGCCAAACAAAGAGGGGCUUUAUUGUAGAUUCAAAUACCCAUUUGAUUGUUGUAGUGAAACUAGACUUGAAUUUCAACAAAUGCAUACAAAGGAUAAAAGUGUACAGUACAAAGCAAAUAUAGUUACUAGAAGAAAUGAUCCUAGAUUAAAUAACCAUCAGAAAAUUCAACUUGAGGGAUGGAGAGCAAAUUGUGAUAUCCAAGUAAUACUUGAUUAUCAUGCAUGCAUAGAAUAUUUGUGUAAAUAUGCUGCAAAAGGUGAACCCAGGUCCAACAUGUUGAAAAACACAUUCAACUCAGUAGUGCAUAAUCUAAAUUCAUGUAGAGAUCCCUUGAAGGCAAUGAAAAAAAUUAUGAUAAUGACACUAGGAGAAAGAGAUUUUAGUGCACAGGAGACGAUGCACCUACUACUUUCAUUAAAAUUAUACAGUUCAUCAUUUGAAGUUUUACCAGUGAACUUAAAUGGAUCUCGUUUUGUUAAGACAAAUCUGAAACAAACGGAUAGUCUGUGUACAAAUGAUUCUUUAUUGGAUAAAUAUGCAAAACGUUCAAUUUUUCAGGAUGAAUUUCCACAUGUAAUGAAAAUGAGUUUUGUUGAAUUUGUCACAAUGUACAAGACUGUAAAAAAUAAGCUUAUAAAACGGUCACCAAAUGUGAUUCCACGUUUCUUCCCUUGUUACUCUUCAAAUCCAAAAGGGAUCAAUUAUCCACUAUAUUGUAAAUACCAGCUUUUGAAGUAUAAACCUUGGAAAUGCUCGCAAAAUGAUGCAUGGGAUAACCAAGAACAUUCAGACACUACUUUUGUAAAUUCUUGGCUCAACUUUUUAAAUUCUCCAUUUGCAAACCAGCAUGUGCCAGAUUGGGAAAAGCAAUUACAGAAUGUGUUAGAUAAUGUUGUGCAACAAAGCAAUGAAUUAUCUGAAAAAAAUAAAAGCCCUGAUCAAGAAGAAUGGAUGAUUCUUUCUAAUUAUCAUAAGCUUAAUGAAAAUCCCCAUACCAACAAUAAUACACCAUGUGAUUGGCAUUUAGAUUCUGCAAAGUACACAACCCAGCAGAUUGAUGAAAUGCCAAACUGGGUCAAAGUGAAAAAGAGUGACUAUACUGUUCCUUCAAGUGACAACAAAGUUGAUACUAGUACAUUUACUGAAAUGCAACAGCAGGCAUAUAAGAUUAUUGUAAAUCAUUAUAACAAUGUCGCACCUAAAGAACCACUCUGGCUUGUCAUUAUUGGUGAAGGGGGGACAGGAAAAAGUUUCCUUAUUAAUGCUGUAAGAAACUAUUUAAAGGAGAAGUGUAUUGUGACUGCUACAACUGGCAAGGCAUCAUUUAACAUAAAUGGCAUAACCAUUCACUCAUUUUUGAAACUUCCAGUUGGUAAAAUGUCCCAAAAAGAUUUGUCUGGCCAAAGCCUAGAUAAUUUGCAAAAGAAUUUGUUGUCAGUUGACUAUAUUGUAAUUGAUGAAUACUCUAUGCUUGGUCAAACUACAAUGGGAUGGAUUGAUAAACGUUGUAGGCAGGCUACUGGAUUAAAAGAUAAGUUGUUUGGUGGGAAAUCCAUAAUUUUAAUUGGAGACCCCGCCCAACUUCCUCCCGUUGGUGACAAGCCGUUGUAUCAUAGUAAACCAUCUAAUCCGAUUGCAGAACAAGGUUCUCUAGCAUAUAAAAUGUUUAACAAUGUAGUUAUACUAGAUGUUAAUCAAAGGAUAAGGGGUAGUCAACAUGAUCAAACAUUAUUUAAAGGCAUCUUGUCACGACUGCGAAUUGGAGAAUUAAGUUGUAAUGACUGGAAACUGCUCCUUGCUAGACAGCCAACAGUUUUAUCUAACCUAAAUGACUUUAUUGAUGCUACUAGACUAUAUUACAGCAAUGAUGAAGUUGCAAAAUUUAAUUAUGAUCACUUAAUGCAGUUAGAAACUCCUAUUGCAGAAAUUUGUGCUAGACACUCUGGUAGCAAUGCGAAAAGUGUGAGUGCUCAGGAAAUGUUUGGUUUGCAACCUACUAUUUUAAUUUGUAAAGGUGCUAAAGUUAUGUUAACAAUGAAUUUAUGGGCUUCAGUAGGCCUCUGCAAUGGGGCAUCAGGAACUAUUGUUGAUAUUAUUUAUGCAAAAGAUCAUCAUCCACCAGACUUACCUAUUGCUGUUUUGGUGAAGUUUGAUGAAUACCGUGGUCCAAACUUUUGUAGCAUUCCUUUUUGUGUUCCCAUUCCUCCAGUAACUGCAUCCGUAAACAUAGAUAACAAAACUCUUGAAAGACAGCAAUUACCAUUAACACUUGCUUGGGCAUUGACCAUUCAUAAGAGUCAAGGUAUGACAUUGGAGAAAGCAUGGGUUGAUAUCGGUAAAAAAGAAUGCACGUUGGGAAUAACAUAUGUGGCAUUGAGUCGUGCACGCAAUUUGACAUCUUUGGUAAUCGAACCAAUGACUUAUGACAGACUUAGCAGUAUAAAGAAAAUGCAAUCCCUUUCGUACCGAUUGCAAGAGGAAAAGCGACUACAAGUUAUUGCCAAUUUAACACUCUAA
Messenger RNA from Paramuricea clavata, 3351 nucleotides. The record is from the annotation of a GenBank genome assembly. Lineage: Eukaryota; Metazoa; Cnidaria; Anthozoa; Malacalcyonacea; Plexauridae.